This is a messenger RNA of Entamoeba dispar SAW760, 1491 nucleotides long. RefSeq lists its product as uncharacterized. The transcript has a single exon. NCBI's taxonomy places the organism in Eukaryota, Evosea, Mastigamoebida, Endamoebidae. Bases 1 to 1491 code for a protein of 496 amino acids. The record is from RefSeq and is a predicted model, not a curated record.
AUGAGAAAAAACAUACAAAAUCCAGUUAUUUCGUUUAAUACUAUUAAUAAAGAACCACUAACAAAUGAAAUAAGACCAGGAUUUACCAAAUCUUGGGAAGAUUUUGAUCGUAUUUUCAGAGAUGUCAAAAACGAAAUUAAUGAGAGAGAAGAGAAAAAAAGACAAGAAAAACUUGAGAACGAAUAUCUUAUCGAUGUUGCUGCAGAAGAGUUUAAAUUAUCACAACAAAGUGUUCAAACGAUGAAAGACAGUUUUACACAAAAUACGAAAAAGCCUCAAAUAAAAGAACUUAAAUUAAAGAGAAUUAUUGAUAACAAAGCAGGACAAUUCCAAAUUGAUGAAACUAGAAAAACUAAUGACGAAAUAGAAGAGAUAUCAACUCAAGAAUUUGAACUUAUUAAAAAGAAACAAAUUGAGAAAAAGAAAAAUGAUGAUGACCUUGAGAUUGAAAGUGAUUCAGAUGAUUGGAGUAAAAAGUCAUUAAUUAACAAAGAUAAUACAAAAAGAAAUGAAAAAAGAGAAGAUGAUGACAUUGAUAUUACUCCUUUUCCAACUCAAAGUGAAGAUGGGAAUUUUGGUGUGAAGAGUUGGAUCUUAAACAACACCCAAGACAAAACAAGGACAUCUGAUCUUGAACUUAUCAAAGGAUACCAAAAUAAUAAAAUGGAAGAGGUGUUAGAUGGACAAGAUACAGGAGAUUAUAAAAAUGAAAAAAAAAGUGAAAGUGAAUUAAAACAAAUAAGUACUGAAAAGUCAUACAAAAGUAAUGAAGGAAAGUCAUUAGAAAAGAAAACAGAAUUUCCACAAAUACACUUAAACACAAUUGAUAUCCAAAAAGAAAAACAUCAAAUGCAAGAAACACAAGUAACUCAAAACAAUUUACUCAAUAACACUAUUGAUAGUGAAAUACCAAUUGAUAAUAAAACCAUUACUAUAAUACCAAACAUCGAGAUAAAAUCCAAUACCAAUUUACAACAAGAAGAAACAAGAAAAAAUCAAUUAAAUGAAGAACUAGAAACAACUGAAGGUGAAAUUGAAAAUACUGAAGUUCAAAAGAAAGAAGGUAAUAGUGGUGAUAUGAUGGAAUUAGAAGAGGAUAGCAUUAGUUUAAUAAAUAAAAUAGAAGAAAAAAAUCAAUACAGUUUUAGACUCCCGCAUGAAUUAAAAAACUUACAAGUAUCACUCUGUUUAUUGAUUUACAAAUUUAUGUACUGUGGAGCUCCAUACAAAGUUUAUGGAUGUUAUGAUGAAAAAUUCAAUGUGUUUAUUGUUAUCACUAAAUUGACUGUAGAAAAUUAUCCAUCAACUACUAGCUUUAAAACUCUUCAAAAAUUUAGUGAAAAAUUACCUAUUUUAAUUAAUAAAGAACGACCAAAGUAUCAAAUAAAAGAACAUGAAGUACCACCACAUGUAAAUGAUAUAAUUAAUGAAAAUAUUAAAGAAGUUAUAAAAGAAAUAAAACAUUGUAAAGAUGCAACAAAAUUAAUAUGA